Molecule: messenger RNA, 783 nt
Organism: Fulvia fulva
Lineage: Eukaryota; Fungi; Ascomycota; Dothideomycetes; Mycosphaerellales; Mycosphaerellaceae
Product: Pyridoxamine 5'-phosphate oxidase family protein ustO
Exons: 2
Coding region: 1-783 (260 amino acids)
Source: RefSeq, a predicted model, not a curated record
AUGGUCAAGUACUACGACUCCAUCUCGCCUGACUUACAGGAAUGGGCACUACGACAGGAUCUGUUCUUCAUAGCAUCGGCUCCUUUGAAUGGCAAACACGUCAACUGCUCGCCGAAGGGCCAACCAUCUGCGACCUUGACCAUCUUCAACGGCAAUUCUGUGGGAUACCUCGAUGCAACAGGAUCCGGCAUCGAGACGAUCAGCCAUGUCUACGAGAACGGACGAGCGACGAUUAUGUUCUGCAGCUUCGGCAAGUCACCGCGCAUCAUGAGAUGGUUCUGUAAGGGAAGAGUCAUCGAGGUCGAUCAUCCAGAAUACGAGAUGUGGUUAAAGAGGAUGGGGAAAGUGGAGUACCCGUCCAUGAGAGCAAUAAUACUGUUUGAUGUGUUCCAAGCACAAACGUCGUGCGGCUUUGCGGUACCCCUCCUCUCACAACGGGUCGACCCAGCACGACCUGACGAUGGCAUACGGGGCUGGUUCGAAGAACGGAAGACACUCGAAAACUUCGCGAAGAAAGGCAUACCGUAUCCAAAAGAGAUGGCCGAAUACCGCGUGAAGAUGAACUCGAAGAGUUUAGAUGGCCUGCCCGGCCUGCGUCUAGCGCUGAAGAACAGCGGCAAGAGCGUACUGUCCGAGCAGAGCAGGGCACGGUUGAGCACCAUUCUACGACAACGGGAGGCCAUGCUGCUGGGCGCCCUGUUGGCAUUGAUCGCAGUAAUGCUGUUGCAGUUCAGCGCGAAGCUUCUGCGCAGAUAUAUGCCCGCAGAGCUCCAGGCAGGUUAG